AACACAAUAUUUUAUAAUUAUUAUUUAUUUUUUUAAAGAGAAAAUGAACCAAACCUACUUGCCCCUAUUAAAUCAUGAAUGACCGGGGUUAAAUUUCAAUUCCACUAGCCAGAGCCAGGCCUGAUUACUGGCAGAAGCACUGAAUCAAGUUAAAUAACAAAAUGAAAUAGACUAAAAGAUCUCAUAAAACAACAGCUGAGAAGCAAAAUGAUUGACAACUAUCAGUCUAGAUGGUGCUACAAAUGUACAAUUACAUCAUUCACAGGCAGAAAGGUUUUCUAUCAGGGAGUUUUCCUUUCAUCCCUUUAUCUGGAUAAAAACAGAAAUUCUCUCUUGAGAAGGAGAGACUCCAAAGGGAAACUUUGAUAUUUAAGAUCAUUGUUUGAGGACACCGGGCAUCAUGGUGGUCCAGUGGUUAGGACUCUUGCUUCAAAGCAAGAAGUCGCUGGGUUUGAAUUCAUCUCACUGGUAGGGGUCGUUUCUGUGUGACGUUUGGAUGGUUUCCCCUGAUAAUCUAGUUUUCUCCCACAGUCCAAUAGUAAAUUGGACCAUACCUGUCUAGAAUAUGUCCCCUUUGCCCUGUGACAGCGGGGAUAGGGUCCAGCUUUAGUAGGUGUUGACCAAAAUGAAAAGACAUCGUGGAUGGUUUGUGGGAAGUCUUUAUUUUAUUAUAAACUAUGUGAUGAAGUCAAGUUAUUCAGCAGACAUCUGCCCCUCCCUGAGCCUGGUUCUGCCGGAGGUCUCUUCCUGUUAAAGGGGAAGAAACCACUGUUGCCACGUUCAUGUUCAAAGUGAGUCAUCUGAUUGUUUUCUCUGUAUCAUUGUGUUAUUGUAUUUUUUGUAUUAUUGCAGGGUAUCUACCUUUCAAUAUAAAAUGCCUUACGAUGACUGCUGUUGCGUUUUUCUGUUACAUAAAUGAAAUUGAAAUGAAUUUUAAUUAUACCAUUAUCAUCUCUGUGUAUAUGAGCAAAAUAGGUGACUGGUUUUAUUCUAAAGAUACAGACUGGUGAAGCUCUCUAAGAAAAAAGGGACAGCUGUACAAUUAAAUGGGUUGCAAUGACUUUGCUCUCCCUGAACAAAAAUAUGCUGGUCUGCCUGGUUGUGUGGCGCUGGGGGUCCAGCACCUGUGUAAACAGUAUGAGAAAAUGAUACAGGAACAUGGCCACUCAGCUCGCUGCAGAGUUUGCAGCAAAGAGGAGAAUUUGAGGAAUGACAAAACUCAACUCCUGACAGUGGACAUACAAAAGAGAAAGAUUUGAUCAGGUUUUUUCAAUUCAGGCAAAUAUUCUGAACAAACCAAACUUACUCAGCAUCAGAGAGGCUGAUACAUGUUUGAUGUUAGGACAACACCCCUGUGUCUUCUAUAAGGCAAUAGGACUAUUAGGUUCUGUCAGUUAUUCUUUGAACUUCUCUUUUUAGUUUUUCUGACUUUUUCAAACUGAGCUCAAAGGUUACUUUUACAUCCUCAUCCCCUUGACUCAUGCUAUAUGGAACCAAGAAUGGCGUUCAAACAACUGGACUUCAGAAUGGUCAUAUCUGGGCAACUGAAUGGCUUUGCAAAGUGAUAAUAGAAGUCGAUAAUAAUGCUAUAUUGGAUAUCUCAAGAUUUUUAGAUCGUAAAGGAUUAAAAACAUUGUUACUCUUUAGUUUUAAAACGCACGUGAAGGUUUUGCGCCUUUGUAUAGCCACUAUGAUGUAUUACAGCGGUGUAAGCUGUAAUGCACAAGUAAAAACUAGCACACUUCCAUCUGUUAAUCAUCUGUUUUGUAAAUUAUGGAGGUUUUUUUGGUCCACCCCAGAUAGGAUCAAAUUGGGCUGUAUGUGUCCCACGGACCUGAAUGAUUCUGGGAAGAAGAACCCACUUUCAGCCCCUCCUUGUAGCACCACUCCGAGAGCAGCGGGCAAAACACUACCUGGGCUGUGCUCUAUCAAGGUAAACAGAGCUAACGGGUACAACCGGCCAAUAUUUUCAAAAUAAGUUUCUUGUUUAAAGAAAUGCGUUGCCCUUCGCUUGAAAUCGAAGCGUAGUUUGCCAACUUAAAACACAUUAUUUCAUAAACUACCAUUAAAUUAAGAUAAGCAUCACGCGUCACGUUUACUUUCGCCUGUCACGCGUUUACGUUUUUAUUUUGAAGACAUCCUCAUACAGUUCCGGCACCGCUCGGAUUUUUUCUUGGUAAAUUGACAUCGCUGGUUAACGGCAGCCUGGUUGCUAGACGACUCAAUCUGCGACGCCGAUGAGAAAUCAGUAACCUCUGUACCGAAAGACAGCAGCAUUUUAACAGUUUUAAGGAAGCUAUGCUCUACAGCCCACGUUACCGUAUGAACUGCUUAUUAUUAAGGAAAGUUAGCUGUCCCAAAACAUUCCCAGUUGUAGCAUAGCUAGCGUCUCUUUUGUUGCCCCCCUGUGUAUUUCUUAGCAAGAGAGGAGGCGACGUGAAGUAAGAUUUGGGAGUUGGGAAAAGAUGACCGAAUUAGAAGUGGAAAAAGUCGAGUUUUCCAACCUAACAUAACAUUUACUUACUAGCGAUGUUCAGUGCCAACGCUAAGACGUCUUUUCAGGCGAGUGAUGUCCAAACAGAUGAAGACUACGAGGAGCUGGUUGAGGAUGGCUUCUCGCUCCCUGCUGAUGUUCCAGUAAAGAAAACGAAAAAGAAAGUCUCUUCUGGCAAGCCUCCUCCUUCUCCAGGGUCUCCAUACCUCACCAGUCUGAAUGUGAAUCACAGGAGAGCAGCAGUGGGUGCUUGGAGACUACCAAGGGCCUCUCUGGGGGACACCAGAUUGGACACUCCCGGGGAGACUGGCCCAGCUCGCCUUACUUCCCUCAGCAACGGCCUUGAUGUGUCUCAAACUCUGAGAUCAGAGUGUGACGCCACACCAGAGCUCCUCAUGCAGACCCUGAGCACGAGGAAAUCCAAACAUCUCCGCUCUGCUUCCAACGGUUUGACUUUAGUUACAAGUGAUUUCAUGAAGAAGGAGGACAUGUACGAUGAGAUCAUUCACCUCAAGAAGAGCCUUCAUGAGCAGAAAUCUGACAACCAGCAAAUGAAAGCCAAAAUACGACGCCUGGAGGAAGACAAUGCCAAGAGAGAGAAACAGAUAGAAUCACUGUUGGAUCCCACUAAGGGAUCUGAAUAUACGCGUAGUUUGGUAGAUAGGAAAAGAGAAGGGAGCGUGGUUAUCAAUGGACUGAGGCAGAGGAUCCUAAAGCUGGAGCAGCAGUGCAGAGAGAAAGAAAACGCCCUGAGUAAACUGCAAAGUGAGCUGAGGGCCACCAACCUGGAAGAACUGAAGAUUCGAGUCAAAUCAUACUUUGAGGAGAUCCAGAGACUGAGGAUGCUUCUAGAAGCAGCUGAGAAAAGCUGUCGAGCCGAGAGCAAAUGCUCCCAGAGGCAGCAAAAAGCUUUGAGCUUCACAGUUCACCGUCUGACUGAGAACCUGGAGCAGCUUCAACAAGAGAACGUGGCACUCAGAGAAGAACUCAACACCGACAGUCCUGCUGGAGGAGCCAAAGAUUACAGAGAGUGGAGUAAACAGAGACUGUUGAGACGGCUGUUGGAGGUGGAGAAGAGGCUGGAAGACAGCAAAAGACACGCCCAGUCACCAAAGAGCGCCAUCCUAUUGGAUAAGGAAGUCCAGAUCACACUCACUGAGAGUCUGGCAUUUACCAUGGCAACAGAGGCAGUGGUCUCCGGGGGAACGCUCACUGAUGAAAGGGAGGAGGUUUCGGAGUUGAGGGAACGCUUGAGCCAAUUGGAGGAGGAGAAAAUGGCACUUGAAGAGUUGCUGUCAAGUAGAGAUGAUGAACUGAAACAGCUGAAGGCUGAAAGAGAAAAACUUGAGAAAGCGACAAAACAGUGGAAAGCUGAACAGAAAAAACUACACGAUGAAGAGAGACGGCAGCAUAAACAGGAGUUGAAACAGUUGCGAACUCGGAUCCAAACUCUGGAGGAGGAAAACAGUAAACUUGCACAGGCUGAGCUUUCCUCUCUUCCUCCCACAUUGGCAGAGGAGACUCAGGGCAGCACAGGUGUGAGAGAGGGAGAGGAGAGGGACACGGGGAGCAAAGAGGAGGCAGAGGGAGGUGAGGAAUCAGUCACAGAUGACGGAGAGAAAGAAGAAAUGGAGAAAGCAGCAUUAGACAUUCAGAUAUGCUGGAGGGAGCACAGAAACAGGGACACGGUGAUGCUGCAGUCAGCUUUAAGAGGCCACCUCUUCAGAGACUCACAGCUGAAGGAGCUACCGGAAGAUGCACUGAAUCAGGUUGAAAAAUCCUCAAACUUCAGCGAUGAAGCUUCCUCCGUUGGUGACACGCUGGAUGAUGACGCCUUGACGAUGAUACAGUCGGCAUGCAGGGGACAUCUGGCUCGAUGUAGUCUUGCACAAGGAAGGUCUGUGCCUUCUUUAAUGGAAAACAAUUUUCCCACGCUGGCACCAAGAGGAAGUGCAUUACCACACCCACCCAGCAAAAAAGAUGCUGCAUCUCUCAGUGAUGAUGGUGAAGAGGAAGGUGUAAAGAAAAAUAGCCGGCCUGCGUCUAACAUCUCUGCCUCCAGGAAGACACUCACAAAAGCCCAGAGCGAGUCUCGUGACAUCGAUGAAGACGCCGCUUUCUAUUCUGAUGAUUCUGAUGACAUCAUCGUGUCUCCGUCACGCCCAUCGAGAAGCUGAGUAGUCACUAAGUAUAGUUACUGAGUAUAGUUACUAAGAAGUUUAACUUCUUACUGAAGCUGCAAAUAAAAGCUGGGCUGUUCCAAUAAUGUUUGUAAUAUCAAUAACAAUAUUCACUGUGUAACACGAGCUGCUCCCAUGCCAAUGCCAAUAACAGGAAUAUUCUCAGAAUGUGUCUCAGUGUUGAUGUAAGGUUAUGAGAUGUUUUUUUUUUCUUUUCUUUAAUCAGACAAGAACAUAAAACGAACAGCCCAUUUUA
Messenger RNA from Haplochromis burtoni (Burton's mouthbrooder), 4930 nucleotides. It is a transcript of the gene iqce, whose product is annotated as IQ motif containing E. The transcript has 21 exons. Gene Ontology annotation, molecular function: protein binding. The record is from RefSeq and is a predicted model, not a curated record. NCBI's taxonomy places the organism in Eukaryota, Metazoa, Chordata, Actinopteri, Cichliformes, Cichlidae. Bases 2530 to 4671 code for a protein of 713 amino acids.